Molecule: messenger RNA, 1869 nt
Organism: Pongo pygmaeus (Bornean orangutan)
Lineage: Eukaryota; Metazoa; Chordata; Mammalia; Primates; Hominidae
Product: keratin, type II cuticular Hb5-like
Exons: 11
Biological process (GO): keratinization; intermediate filament organization
Cellular component (GO): keratin filament
Molecular function (GO): structural constituent of skin epidermis
Source: RefSeq, a predicted model, not a curated record
AUGGUGAGCCAAUCCUGCCACAUCAGCUCUGGCUGCAGGGUCAAGAACUUUAGCUCCCACUCUGCCAUUGUGCCCAAGCCUGGGGAUCACAACUGUGUCAGUGCCAUGGCCCAUCAUGGGGUCAGUCCCGGGGGGCUAGGCUACAGGCGCCUCGGAGGCUUUGGCAGUCAGAGCCUGUGUACUGUGGGGUCUCCCCGGAUCGUGGUGAGUUGUAGAUGGCCCCUACACAGCAGGGGCAGGUUUGGCUAAUGGGCAGGGGGCCUUUGCAGGCCCAGCCUACCCUGCAUCACAUCUGUUACCGUCAACGAGAGCCUCCUCACGCCCCUCAACCUAGAGAUCGACCCCAAUGCCCAGUGUGUGAAGCAUGAGGAGAAGGAACACAUCAAGUGUCUCAACAAGUUUGCUGUCUUCAUUGACAAGGUGCACUUCCUGGAGCAGCAGAACAAACUGCUGGAGACCAAGCUGCAGUUCUACCAGAACCGCGAGUGCUGCAAGAGCAACCUGGAGCUCCUGUUCCAGGGCUACACUGCGACUCUGCGGCUGGAGGCUGAGUGCGUGGAGGCCGACAGCGGCAGGCUGGCCUCAGGGCUCAAUUGCAUGCAGGAGGCGCUGGAGGGCUACAAGAAGAAGUAUGAAGAAGAGCUGGCCCUCAGGGCCACAGCUGAGAAAGAGUUCAUAAUGCUGAAGAAGGAUGUAGACUGCACCUAUCUGCGCAAGACGGACCUGGAGGCCAAUGUGGAGCCGCUGAAGGAGAAGUCAGUCUUCCUGCAGUCCCUCUACGAGGAGGAAAUUUGCCUCCUUCAGUCACAAAUCUCUGACACCUCUGCGGUGGUGAAGAUGGACAACAGCUGGGAGCUCAACAUGGACUUGGUUGUGGCCGAGAUCAAGGCUCAGUAUGAUGAUAUUGCCAGCUGCAGCCGGGCAGAGGCUGAGACCUGGUACCAAACCAAGUGUGAGGAGAUGAAGGCCACAGUGACCCAACAGGGUGAGAACCUCCGCAGAACCAAGGAUGAGCUCAACGAGCUGAACCUCAUGAUCCAGAGGCCAACGGCAGAGGUGGAGAACGCUAAGCAGCAGCGCUGCAAGCUGGAGGCUGCGGUGGCCCAGUCUGAGCAGCAGGGUGAGGCAGCCCUCAGCAAUGCCCACUGCAAGCUGGCUGAGCUGGAGGGCGCCCUGCAGAAGGCCAAGCAGGACAUGGCCUGCUUGCUCAAGCAGUACCAGGAGGUGAUGAACUCCAAGCUAGGCCUGGACGUGGAGAUCGCCACUUAUCGCAAACUGCUGGAGGGCGAGGAAAUCCGGCUGUGUGAAGGCAUGGGCUCAGUCAAUAUCUGUAAGUUGAGACGCACUAGGCACCUAGAUUUCGGAGAGGAGGGCGCCGACCCCGGCCACGGUGCUGUGGGCAUGUCACGGGGCAGCCCUGAGCAGCCAACAACCCCCAAAUACACCUCCCACUACCCCAAAACGGCGGGCAGGGGCUCCAGCAGGGCCCGCGCCGUGCAUCUGGUGAUGCGCCCAGGGUACCCGGUGGCUGGACGUGACGGUGGGCAGGCAGGGCAGGGCGCGGGGCGACCCGUGAGAAAAGCGAGGGUGGGGAUAGGAGGGAUGCGGCCCCUGACUCUCGUGGGUGGGGAGGUGGGGGACAACGGUGGCCUCAACGGGAGACAGGGCCAAAGUGGGGACCUGCAGGGAGGACCUGCAGGCCCCUUGUUACACUGGCCCAAAGAACUGGGAAAAAGGAGGCAGCAGGCAAGAGACCUGGAGGAGGCCCGCCAGGUGUCAGCCAGCAAACCUCAAACAGGGCAGCAGCCUGAGCACUCAGAAGCAGCCAGCAGCCUCCAGUGGGGCUACAGCCCUUUGGGCCUGAAGUGA